AACAAAGAUACUCGUUUAGCAGCUCUACUUCUUGGCUUUCAUUCUACUUCUUUAAAGCAAUUAUAGAGCUUCAGAAUACCAUUGUAGAUUCAUUCAGCGGGGGUGCGUGGUAUUUUACUUCAGGAUUGUAAUUUUUUGACCACCUGGCUUCUUGUAUUCGUUUCUAUCUUUCCGGAGAAAAAAAUCGUAUUCAAGUGAGCAUUAUUUGGAGAAAAUAUAACCAAAGGCCUAAAAAUGCUGAGCAACGAAGGAAGAUUCAUUGACCGAAACAGGGAUAUCCCAGCUGCCGGAAAAAUAUUUGGUGUAUCGGGAUGUACGACUAAUGAUUGUUUACAGAUACAUGAAGGGAAUGAAUAUCCAAACAAUGUUAAGAAAUUUCAAGCAUUUACGAGACCAAGAGCAGGUGUAGAGAGAAUAUUCUAUGGCCGAGCUGAUGACCCAAACAUUGCUGCACAAAUAAAUCAUGGUGUCAGUACAAAACCAUCUCUUUGGGCUGGAGACCUGGUAAACCCACCCAAAACAACACUUUUUUCUCAAAGAAUGCUAGACAAAAAGGAAGCAAUUUAUGCCAGUCGUAAAAAUGCACCGCUAGGAGAGUGUCAUGAUCAGCUAAAAAACUUACCUGAAGGAGCAAAACUAAAUGAAGAUUGCUACGGUGUAAAAACUAUAAAAGAUGGUACAGCAGGAGAAAUGGUUAACCCUGAUAAAAAAGCUAGUCAAGUCAUGACUGAAUCACAAGAAGGAAAAGAGCUUUACAAAUUCAGUCAUCAUGACUAUGAUGUUGGUGAAAGCUAUGAUAGGAAAUAUGACUGGGGUAGAGUUCCAAAAGAUAGUACAUUUGGAGUGGAUACACCUCACAAUAAUGAUGGAAUUCAUGUCAAGAAAAGUUUAAAGUGGCUCCAUGAAACACAACAGGAAAAGUGCACAAAGAUAGUAUCGAAGAGAGUGGAUGACUUCAGAGAAAGAACACAGCCCCAACUUGGCCAGGUUCAUGACCCUAUAAAAGACACUCUAAAAGUAGGACCUGACCAUGUGUUUGGAGUUUUGGUUAAACCUGAUGAAUAUGGAGCAGGAGACCUUAUACAUAUGCGCAUGCCAUCUAAGUACCUCAGAGGCAAGGAAGCAGAAAGGGGUGUGAUAGCAGCAAUACGACAACACCUGAAAAAAGCUAAUUACCAUAACUUUGAAAGUCUGCAAGCUGCAUUUGAACAUUAUGACAAGGACAAAUCAGGAAAAAUAAGUCUUGAAGAACUGGCAAAAAUCUGCACAGAAUUUAACCUGCCUGUUGAAGAUGAGCUUCUUAAGUCUCUCCUGACCUACUGUGAUGCAGAUCAAGAUGGACAAAUCAAUUAUACAGAGUUUGCCAACUUUUUAAAUUGGAAAGACCAGAUGCCUAGUGGCAAAAGUAGCGGGACAUCUCUGUCAGAUAAAGAGGGAACUCAACAAGAGGAGGUUGCCAGUCCCAAAACAUUAUCAAAGCAGAUAGACAAGGCUGUUGGUGGAUGGAAGCAGUCGUCAAUGCUUGUCAAUGCUACUGUUGGGGGAGUCAAGACAAACAACUGGAGAGCAUAUGGAACCCCAACGAUUAGAUCAGAUCUGGCUGCACCUAGGAUUAGAAGAGUUGGCGACACAACAAAUUAUGGAGAUGAAUCUGAUGCAUAUGGACUGAUCAACCCUUCACUAUACAGCAACCAUGGAGUUUACGAAAAAGACUUUUUCCAGCCAAGGGAUCGAUUUGAGAUGAGAAGAAUUAUCGAUGGUAUUGGAGUAGAAAUGAAUCCUGAAACAUUUGAGAAAAUUUGGGAGGCUGCAGCCACACAAGGACCCCAGGGCCAGGUUAGUGUAGAAUCUUUCAGAAAUGUCAUGGAUCAGCUGACUGCUACAAAAGUCAUGGAAAGCCAAGAACUUUAAAAAAUAAGUUAAAAACAGAUUUAUUAAUAUAUAUUAUCAUACUUACUGUAUUGUACUGUGCGUCUU
Molecule: messenger RNA, 1977 nt
Organism: Actinia tenebrosa (Australian red waratah sea anemone)
Lineage: Eukaryota; Metazoa; Cnidaria; Anthozoa; Actiniaria; Actiniidae
Product: EF-hand domain-containing family member B
Molecular function (GO): calcium ion binding
Source: RefSeq, a predicted model, not a curated record